Molecule: messenger RNA, 4290 nt
Organism: Cylicocyclus nassatus
Lineage: Eukaryota; Metazoa; Nematoda; Chromadorea; Rhabditida; Strongylidae
Source: the annotation of a GenBank genome assembly
AUGAGUAAUUUGACAUUAGCUGUCCAAUCCUCUACUGAUGUAACACCAGCUGUCUUAAAUACGCUUUAUCUGUUGUUCCAAGUCUUUGGCAUCACUAGUGGUGUGGACACUUGCUCACCUCUACUUGACCCCAUUCAUGGAUAUAUUGCAUACAGCAACAUUCCUUUCAUUAAUGGCCAGUACAGAAGCGGAACCAAAGCGCGACUUCGGUGUCACGAAGGAUAUGAUCCCGUCGGCACCUCGGUAUCCUUUUGCUAUGAUGGAAGUUGGUCGUCAGAGCAAUUUGGAGAUUGUGUUGGGCAGUCAGCAGAAACAACCUUGCCAACUUCUUCUUCUUCUGCAAAAACUUCCUCUACCUCAACAACUGAGGAAGAAAUCACCACGUCCUCAACGACAGCCAGCACUAAAAAAGCAGUCACGGCACUGGCUUUGGGAGGAUGUCCCGUUGCUGGAACUCCAACAAACGGUAGCAUCGUUUACUCGAAUGGGAUGGUUUUUGAGCCUGUACCGAAUGGGACCGUAGCAACGCUAGAAUGUGAUUACGACAAUGAUUUGCAAGGAGUAGAGUCCAUGACGUGCGUUAAUGGCAGAUGGGAACCGGAUGAAUUUGGACACUGUAGAUACAAUGGAUCAUAUGCGAAGGGUUGCCCUGCAUUAGAGGUGCCACAGAACGGAGUGCUUCAUGGUUCAGCAAGGAUGGUUGAUGGAAAAUAUCCCAUAAAUUCCACCUUGACUGUCACAUGCUCUAACGAGACACUGCUCUAUGGUGUGUAUGAAACAGUAUGCACAGAAAAUGGUUGGGAUCCGCCAGAGCUAGGAAACUGCAGAGGAAAGAGAUCACCGGACAUUAGCGACUGCAUUGACUUGGCUCCUGUCGUCGGUGGAGAAAUCAUGUAUGAUAGAACAGCCGAAAAUGCUACUGCUGAGCUGAAGUGUCACAACAGUAGCACAAAUGGAGCAACAAAAGCUGUAUGUGUAGAUGGAGAGUGGAACCCUCCAACGUUAGGGAAUUGCAGCAUUGCAUACGAAUCGGUCUGCCCACCGUUUGCCGCACCAAAUGGAGCUUUUCUCAGAUAUACUCCAAAUGCAGAUAUUGUAUUCGGAACAGUGGUGGAUAUGAGGUGCCACGAUGGAAGACAAAAUAUUGGAAACACCCGUUCCUUAUGCGAUGAGAGCGGAUGGAUACCACCAGAACUGGGCUCUUGCUCUCGUGAAACAUACUACCCGUCGAUAUGCCGUCCGUACAUGAAUCGUCCUGGAGGAGAGAUCUCUUACAUUACCAAUGUAACUGAAGAUGUGACAUUGACGAAGGCAAAACUGAUUUGUUUAGAGGGAAGGGCCGCUUUAGGGCACAGGCACUCUACGUGUACAGCUAGAGGCUGGGUCCCAGAGCUCGGGAAUUGCUCGACGGCACGAGGUUGUCUGAGCAUGCCCGACAAAUCCGACGGCGUUAUUCUCUACACUUCGAAAAGGAGAGGGGAUUACUAUGUAAAUGGGACAAAUGCAACACUUGAAUGUGAUUAUGCAGAUAAUGUUGAGGGACUAGCGGAAACUGUUUGUCUUGAUGGAGAAUGGAGUCCUGCACCAUUGGGAAAUUGCAGCACGAACGAAUCUGUCUGUCCGUUAUUUGACGUACCUUACGGAGCCGUUCUCAACUAUUUCCCAAACAUAGACGUUGCAGUUGGAACGACGGUAGGUAUGAGGUGCCUAGGCAGACGAGAAAUCGGGAACACUCAUUCCACUUGUACUGCUAGCGGUUGGUCACCACCUGCACUUGGCUCUUGCUCAAACGAAACUGAUUAUUCCUUAUUAUGUCCUCCCUUCACUAUACCUGCUGGAGCAAAGAUUGUCUACACUCCAGAUGCAUCGAAUAUAACAUUGAUGAGCAGAGCAAAUCUUCUGUGUACAAACGGAGCAGAAGUUAUAGAAAGAAAAUGCGAACCACUCAGUAUUAUCGGUUCCGGAGCUAUAUAUACACAGCCUAUGGUCGAUGAUCAUUUCGUCGAUGGAACGAAUGUCACUUUGAAGUGCAGUGAUACUGAAAUGAUUGCAGGAAAAAACUGUUUCACUAUGGAUCUGCCGAGAAGUGGAUACUUCAGCUAUUCGAAUGGUGCCAUUAUUGGAGAUGUGCCACAUGGUACUCUCGCUACUCUCAUGUGUUCCGACUCACUUGUUGUCAAAAGAGGUGCAACGACUUCAACUUGUGUCGAUGGAGAAUGGAUUCCAAAAACCAUGGGAACGUGCGACAUUCAAGAACAAGCGUGUCCUCUGUUCACUGCACCAGCAGGAGCGACAAUUCACUACAGUCCUAAUAUAACCGACAUUAGUCUAUGGAGCACUGCGAAUAUGAGUUGCAUUGACGGAGCUGAAGUAGUUGGAGAAUCUUCUGCGACGUGCUUUGCAAGCGGUUGGGUGCCACGCGAAUUAGGAAAAUGUCCAAAUACAACUACCGAAGUGGGAUGCACAGCUUUGUUUACUGACAACAGCUCGGAAAUAAUUUAUUCAUCGGGUAUAGUAAAUGGUCAUUACGCCAAAGGAACUGUAGCUAGACUGGAAUGUGCGGACACCGAAAUGGUUGCGGGUGCUCCGACUGUGCAGUGCAUCAACCAAAUUUGGCAACCUGCAGAAAUAGGCCAUUGCUUGAACAAAACUGGUGCAAACUGUCAUGUCUUGGAUGGUCCGAAAAAUGGUUACAUUGAUUAUUCGAAAAAUGUCACCGCCAACGGCGAUAUACUACACGGCACUCAAGCUACACUCAACUGUUUAUCGCCGCUACUGGUCCUCGCAGGUGCACAAACAUCAAUCUGUAACAAUGGAAAAUGGAUCCCUGACAUGUUGGGUACCUGCAACUUUGAUGAAUCUGUGUGCCCGCGAUUUGAUGUUCCCGAAGGUGCAAACAUCACUUACGAUCCGAGCGAAACUAAUAUCGGCCUAUGGGCGGCAAAAUUGAGUUGCAUCAGCGGUGCAGAAGUCGAGGGAGAAACUAGUGCCACAUGCUUUGUGAACGGUUGGGUGCCAAGCAGCUUAGGAAAAUGUCCGGAUAGUACAGUCGUUUGCCCGAAAUUCGCCGCUAUCGCUGGAGCAGAGGUCAGACACCGCCAUAGUACCACAAAUACAUCUCUCUUUAGUAAAGUGACAGUAAGAUGUUUGGAUGGAGCUCCAGUUAUAGGUAACAACGAAUCCGUAUGCCUUUCUACGGGCUGGUCACCUCCGCAGCUGGGCAGAUGUGCAAACACAGGGACAGACUGUGGCUUUAUGCCAUCGAGAUCACAUAGUAAAAUUGUUUAUCAUUCCGGUCCGAAUCUUCUCUCCGAAGGCACCAACGCAACGCUGACAUGCGACGAAUCCUAUUUUAUUGUGGGUACUGCCACUGCUCGAUGUAUCAACAAAACUUGGGUUCCACCAGAACUCGGAAUCUGCUCUCCUUUAACAGGAUCAAGCUGUCUUCUCCUGGCUCCUCCAGCUGAUGGACAGCUCGUUUAUUCAAGUGAUGCAUUGUUAGGUUACAUACCACACUCAGUCAAUGUGUCUUUAAGAUGCCUUACAGGAGAAGUAGUAAAUGGGACCGGAGUUUCAACCUGCGUCGAUGGAAGUUGGUAUCCUUCUUCCGUGGGCGAAUGCGAAGGUCAACCCAUUUCGAACAUUUCCAACUUGUGCCAUCCUUUGAUUGCUCCGCCUAACGGUAACAUAUCGCUUACGAGAGGAUUACCAGACUUUCCUGCGGAAAGCGGAGUCGUAGCUACAUUGACAUGCUUACCUGGGAAAUUUAUUCUUGGCUCUGCAACAUCACUGUGCGUUGAAGGUAAAUGGGUGCCUUCCUCGCUUGGUACAUGUACCGAUGACGCUAGCUCUGGAGGAACGGAAACAGGUUGUCCAUGGCCAGCCACUCCAAAUGGGAUGUAUUUGAACUGGUCCUCAUUUGAUAUCGCUGGACCUAUACACAAUGGCACAGUUGUUUCUGCGAACUGUGUCAAUAAAGCGUCUAUCAGAGGUGCUAGUCAAAUGAUAUGCUCCAAUGGGAGAUGGCAACCUGCUGGCUUUGGCAGUUGCAACGUUUGGCCGGGACCUACAGCAGGCUUAUCAUGUCCACCCAUGAAUGUGACAUCAAGUGAUAUGGGCUUCAUAUACAGAUACGGAGAUCAGUACAUGACUGGCUCGGUGAUGCGAGAUCUCGAGCACGGCACAAUUCUUACCGUCAAAUGUUACAACGGAACGAUGGCCGGCAAUAAUUUCACCACAUGUGCGGACGGCAAAUGGUACCCACCCGGCAUUGGAAUCUGUAAUCACUAA